Manis pentadactyla (Chinese pangolin) is the source of this 5425-nucleotide messenger RNA. It is a transcript of the gene PCGF3, whose product is annotated as polycomb group ring finger 3. Lineage: Eukaryota; Metazoa; Chordata; Mammalia; Pholidota; Manidae. Gene Ontology annotation, cellular component: PRC1 complex. The transcript is spliced from 12 exons. Bases 401 to 1363 code for a protein of 320 amino acids. Gene Ontology annotation, biological process: regulation of transcription by RNA polymerase II. The record is from RefSeq and is a predicted model, not a curated record.
GCGCCCCGCCCGGCCCGGCCUGCGGCGCCCGCUCCUCAGGCCGCGGCCUCGGCCCGAGUCCGGCCCGGAAGGCUCGAACCCGGCCCGCGCCCCUGCACCCCCGUCGGCCCGGCCCGUGGGGUCCCAACACCGCCCGGCAGGCCCAGGAGGCUGCCCCCGGCACCCAGCGCACAGGGACCGGGAAGCCGGACCCUGAGACGGGUCACCGAGGACAGUCCAACCAGGAUGGGUCAUCGAGGGUCCAACCCUGGCUUCAGGAUGUAGCACAGCUUCCAGGCCCCCAGGCACAGAAAAUGGAAAAGCAGCAGAGGACAGCGGGCAGGCGCACGAUUGACAAACCGGACUGUGGGAUGAUGCCAGCCCGGAGCAGCCAAACCGGAGCCACAGUCUGAGGCCCCUCAUGCAAAGGCGGACAGAGGGCAGUGGAGAAGCCAAAGAUGUUGACGAGAAAGAUCAAACUCUGGGACAUAAACGCCCACAUCACCUGCCGCCUGUGCAGUGGGUAUCUCAUCGACGCGACCACGGUGACCGAGUGUCUGCACACGUAUGGCUCCCAGCUCGUGCUGAACCUGGACUUUUGUCUUCUUUAAGCACCGUGUCGACUGCGGGUGCCAGUGUGACCCUGGGGCUCCGCGGCUGUGCGCUUAGCAUGAGGCUGUGCGCCCGCGUGGUCGGCCUGCGGAGCGCGGCCCUCGUGCUGAGGAGCCCAGGCCUCAGGAGCUGUGCCAAGGACGUCACCUGUGUCUGCCGGAGCUGCCUGGUCAAGUAUCUGGAGGAGAACAACACCUGCCCGACGUGUAGGAUCGUCAUCCACCAGAGCCACCCGCUGCAGUACAUCGGGCAUGACAGAACCAUGCAGGACAUUGUGUACAAGCUGGUUCCGGGCCUCCAGGAAGCGGAAAUGAGAAAACAGAGGGAAUUCUACCACAAAUUAGGCAUGGAAGUGCCUGGAGACAUCAAGGGGGAGACUUGCUCUGCAAAGCAACACUUAGAUUCCCAUCGGAAUGGUGAAACCAAAGCAGAUGACAGUUUGAGCAAAGAAACAGCAGAAGAGAAGCCAGAAGAGGACAAUGACUACCACAGGAGUGAUGAGCAGGUGAGCAUCUGUCUGGAAUGCAACAGCAGCAAACUGCGGGGCCUGAAACGGAAGUGGAUCCGCUGCUCCGCCCAGGCAACUGUCCUCCAUCUGAAGAAGUUCAUCGCCAAAAAACUUAACCUUUCAUCUUUCAACGAGCUGGACAUUUUAUGCAACGAGGAGAUUCUGGGUAAGGACCACACGCUCAAAUUUGUGGUUGUCACGAGGUGGAGAUUCAAGAAGGCGCCGCUCCUGCUGCACUACAGACCCAAGAUGGACUUGCUGUGAGCGGGCUGGCCACAGCAGGGACUUGGCCCCGGCGCCCGGGGUGCCCAUCACGCGCGUGGCCGGGCAGGACCACGACCGCGCUUUAGAACGUUGCCUCUGGGUGCCGUGUGGACCAGAUUUCUGAAUAGAGAGUAUUUAUAACUUUUGUAUGCGAGAGUUCACACUCAAGAAGACACUACCAGCGCCACGGUCACAAGAUGACGGACACUUCACAGUCUCCCUCCUUGCAAGCACCGUCUCUGCCACAGUCACAGGCUUGAGGACCAUACUGGUGACAUGCUUUACUCCGUCAGACAUGGCCUUUGCUUGCUUCCCAGGUCUUGAAAAUCUUGGUCAUUUCAGUUUAGUUUAUGAAUUAGUUCAUAAGCCUCAAAAAUACUUGUACGCUUAUUGAAUCCUUCCUAAGUUAUUGAAAAAAUAUCUUUUCAUGGUGAAUGAUAUUUAUGUUGCCCUUAGCUUCCUGAAGACUUAGAUUUAUAAAAAUUUAAUUUAAAAGCAUACCAAAAGAUGUUUCCAUUAAUAUUAUGAGUUAACCACAGUAUUUAAUUUUCCAUGUUAUGAAACAUACCAAGCUAACGGCUCCAGACUUCCCUUGGGCUACAUGCAGGCUUGGCCUCCCACGGCUGCUCCAUGUGGACGCACUUGGGGCCACGUGGCCCUGAGGGGAGGGGGCUGCAUCCCCGCUGCUUCCUGGAAAAUGGACAUGGUGAAGCCUGACACUCGCCAUCCCACACUCUCAGCAGGGCAGACCUGAUGCGGUUCGGCCAGCUUCACGCUGGUUCACAGUACAAUUCUUGUUUGUAAAAGUUACUUGAUUAAAUUUUAGGGCACAAAUUGUUCGGUGCCACAUUUAAUUUCCCACUGUUCUUUCCCACUUUCAUUUUGCUAAAAAGAGAUGGUGGCAUUUGUGUGGGGGCUUUUCCUGAGAGGCACCACCCAUCAGACGAGGGGCCUGCUGCCCUGUGGAUGCCCAAGCCCCUGGUCUGCCCAUGCGGCUUCCCGCCACACCCACCCUUACCAGGUGGAGCCAUCGGCUCCCCCCUCCUCUCCGCUUGCUUUGUGGCUGUCAGGGUUUUCCAAACUGGGUACCCCAGGGGACAGGGUGGGCGGGGGUGGAAACUGAGGGGGCCACCCUGUGUGGUGAGACCUCGCUUCUGUCACUUAAUGACGUGUCGCAGGCAGCGCACGCUCUGUGGACCCCCUUCUCGUCCCAAAUGUUAGUAUUUUUUUGUGAAAUUAGAGAAUAAACUCUGCCAGCAAUAAAUAUUUGUUCCUUUAAAAUAGUAACUUGGAAUGUGUAAGGGCCACAAUGGGAAGGAACCAUUUUCCAGAGAGGUUUGCGCUGCCGCUCCGUCUGCACGUCCGUGGGCUCCUUGGUGAGCUGUGGGCCCCCUUCCCUCUCCAGGGUCCCUGACGGUGGCCCCAAACAGCCCACCCCGGUGAUGAGACCGCCCCUUGAAUUGGCUCUGGGAGUUCGGGUUGGGCUCAGCCGCACUCCAUUUCGGGCUGCGCGUUCUGCUUCCCGUUUUGUGCACAUAAACGUCAGAAGCACCUACUAAUGAGACCCGGUCUUAAUGACAAGAAAAACACUCUUAACUCAAUCCAAGUGAUUUUAAUGUAAGGCCUUUUAAAAAAACAUAAACAAAAACAAAUUCUUUGUUAGGAGUUUUUCAUAAUUCGCCCAUUUCAGCCCAUUAACUCACAGUACUGUUUGAAUGACUCACUUACCUAAGCGUGCUAUUCGCCCAGAUCAUUAUUCAGAGUUCCUGUACGAGGGUUCAGCGAGUAGUCGUGUAUGAGUGAAUACUGCCUGUCUACCUCAAGUGCACAUCACUGCUGAAGCGUCCGUGUCACCACAGCGCAGGUCUAAGUGCGGCAUUGGAAUUCAGGUAUUUUCCUGUGUGAAAGCAAGGCAGGAUGGAACAGUAUGAGCACCCUAACUCAAGUAAAAUUGAUCACAGCUCACAUUAAACUGAACAUCGCUGUAAUAAACUCGUAAUAUAUAUUUGUAACUUUAUAGCUAUCUUUGAAACCACUUGAAUUUGCUACGGUGCUAAGUCGACAUACGUAACCAUGCAGAGGGAUGGAGGUGAGUCGAGCUGGCGUGAACAUCCCCAGCCGCUCACGGAUGCCUCGUGUGUGACCCGCUUCUGUAAUCAUGUUAACCUCAGCAGCAGAAGUACCUAUUUUUCUAAGAUUUCCUCACGCAGAUUGUCUUCACCACGGGACCCCGGGAGCCCCCGCUGCAGCCAUUCAGCCUCACCAGGCGGGGGCUUCGGCAGCCACUAUUCUUUUCUGUCACUUCUUCAUUUAACAUCAAAGGCUGAAUUUUAUUUUUCCAGCAUGAAAGCCAGGAUCAGCCAGUGAUUGGAUCCUAUUAAGUUGCUGUUCCUUUUAACAGAUGGAGUUACUGUGAAGUAGUUUUCACAACUAUUUUUGCUGGUAAAGCAGAGCUGUUCAGUCACCUUACUGCAUCUGCUCCAGCACUGGGCUUGCUACCCAGCACACGGUCUCACUAAGUACAGUCUUCGUGGAAAUGGAAAAUGCAGAGAGAAUAUAUAAUAUUGAAUUUAAGAUUUGGGGGGUUAAAAAAAGAAAACUUUAUAAAAUUAUUUAUUCUAUUUUAAGCCUUCUAGCAUAUUUUCCCAUCCAAUUGUUUGGUUUCGGUGGUCCAGCUUUAUUUACAGGCAUAUAAAAUGAAAUUGUGAGAUAUUUUGCAAGCUUCUUUUUAGUUCGAGUAGCUUUUAAUUUGUAUGUUUUUGUUUUAUAUGGAUGAAGAGCAUUUUUUUAUCCUUUUGUGCAAUAGGUUCCAACAUGCAUUUAUUAGACAUGUUUAAAUUGUGAUGUAGCAUCUAUUCUGCUAAAGUGAGAGGGAAUAUAGGUGGAAUUUCAAAACAUGUACAUUCAGCUAAUUGGUUUUUCCUUUUUCGUGGUUAUGAUUAAAGAAUGCUGUUGUUGGGAGCGCCUGUGCAUGUGCCUGUCAGCAAUAUUCACAAAUAAGGGACCGGGCAGGUGGCCGUGGGGUGUCCUGUGGCGCCAUCCUAGACCGGCCUCACGGCCGCCCGGAGCCUCCGGCACUCAGGCCCCGCGUGCUCGCACCCUGGAUGUACCACCCCUCCGCCAGCCACAGAUGUGCAGGGGCAGCUUCUCGGGGCCUCCGGAGCCCUCCGGGGCCUGCAGCCUUGAAUGCCUCUUCGUGGCAUUAGACUUUGGAAGUUGGUUUGAUGUUUUUUCUCAGAGUGCACAGGAUACCAUUUUACAGUAAUUUGAAAUGUGUCAUUCGAUUGAAUGCUCUAGGAAUGAGCCAGCUGAUUUCUACAUUGUACAUCAAUAUGUGACAUGCUCUCAAAACAUUAAAAUUAAAUUUAGUGCAGAUAACUAAAUCACAAAAAAUUCAGUUUCUCUAUUUCCUCAGGAAAUCAUUCACACUUCACCGUAUCACAUGUGACCUCAGUGUGAUAAACCAGUGUUUCUCUGCUUUGGUAUUUAAUCAAACUAAUAAUUAAGUUCGGAUAAAUAGAUUGGAAAACCAUCAUUCAAACUACACUGAGAGCCUUGCAGAGAUUUUCCCCUCCAGGCAGGGCGGAAGCUUCUGCUGGGGAACUGCCUGCCCUGCAUGGGCGUGUGCAGUUCACCGUGUCCAGGAGCACGUCUGAGGGUGGACUGCAGUUCGCGUGUCCCCGGAAGUGUGUGUAGCAUUAGUGUACAUGUCCGCUCCAACAACGUGAUCAGGUGGAAGGAGACCGUUUGUUCCCAGAUGGUGUAGGUGCAAGGCAAGAGCUCCCCGCUAAGCGUCAUCAUCACACGUGGCGACACGGACUCUGGCGGUUUGUGGAGAUGUCCUUGCAGAUACAUAUUUUUGACUGUUUAAUUUGAAAGUUUACAUUUUUUAUGCUUUGUGUUGGUGUGUAAUUUUUGUACUAUUGGUGGUUAGUUUUUGUCUAAAAUCUUUUUUGGAAUAUUGCUUAAUGUUUUGAUUUUAUGGUAGUGAAGCUUGUAUUCAGUGUUUUGCCAAUUAAUAUUAUAUGCUUGUAAUAAAAGCAAAAGAAAAACUUAACAGAA